Molecule: messenger RNA, 495 nt
Organism: Prorocentrum cordatum
Lineage: Eukaryota; Dinophyceae; Prorocentrales; Prorocentraceae
Source: the annotation of a GenBank genome assembly
AGGCGAGUCGCCCGAGAGGCGCGGCGCACCCCGCGCCCUUCGAGAGGCGAUGGCCCUGCUCGCCCCCCUGCGCCGGGCACCGCGGCUCGCUGGGCGCUGCGCGGCCGCGGCCGCGCCGCUGGGCGCUGGCGCCCCGCUGCAGCGGCCGCUGCAGCGGCCGCUGCAGCGUGGCCAACGCUGGCCGCUCGUGGCGGCCGCGCGCUCCUUCUCGGACAAGGCCGCGUCCUUCGACGUCUUCCAGAAGAUGAAGGACCCGCCCGACGAGGGUUCCUCUGCAGGGAAGAGAAAGCCUUCCGACAGAGUGGUCCGCCUGGUCGAUGAGAUCAUGUCGCUGACCCUCAUCGAGGCGGCCGACCUGUGCGACCUCUGCCAGGAGAAGCUGGCGCCCGUCGAUGGGCCGCCCAUCCCCGGGCGCAUGCCGUUCCCGCACCCGAUGGCCAUGUUCGCUGGCGGCGGCGGCAUGCCGAUGAUGCCGGGGAUGGCCCCCAUGCAGGC